AAAUUGCGGAAAAAAGGCGUGCAACCCUCACUUCCACGUCAACUCUAGCUCGCGUGACAUCCUUUUGACGCACUAUGUUCAACAUACUUGUUCUUUUGUAUUCCCUGUUCAUACUGAAAGCAAAUGCCAAAGUUCUAGAUGGCUUGCGCAUAGUCAAUGGGAAGGAGGUGCCUGAACUGAAAUAUCCUUCACUGGUAUCAAUUCAAGAUAGUGGCUACCACAUUUGCGGAGCUGCGAUUUUGAACAAGAAUUAUGUUUUAACUGCUGCCCACUGCGUUGACAGUUCCAGAGACAUCGAAGACCUAAAAGUAAUCUCGUCAGUGACUAACCUCAGAAAUAAAAAGAGUCGCAAGUAUAAAGUUACGAAAAUAGAGGUCCAUGAAAAAUACAACGUUUCUGAUUUAAUUGCCAAUGACAUCGCUGUGGAGCCCAAAUUUAUUCUCCAAGACGGAGAAGCUGUCGCUGAGCUACCUGGAAAUGGAGAAACUUUGCCAACUGGAGCGAUUGCAACUGCAGUAGGCUGGGGCCGGAAAGUGCACCUAGGACCGGGCGCAACAACUUUGCAAGAAACAGACAUGAGUGUUCUGAAUUCGUGGGACUGCAGUGAUCUCAUAGGAAAAAUUCAUACAACCCAGUUUUGCACGGACAGUUCAAAAUCAGGAAUAUGCGAAGGGGACUCUGGCAGUCCACUUUUGGCUAACGGAAAAGUAUUCGGCAUUACCUCUUGGAGGGAUGGUAACAAGCCCUGCGGCCAAGGGGUUGGGGUGUACACUCAAGUGUCGUACUACCUCGAUUGGAUCAAGCAACACGCCAGCGAAUAAUUAAUACACUUUGAAGUGUGAUUUUUGUGAUUGGAAAAUAAAAGCAACGUGCGUUACUCUCCACA
Molecule: messenger RNA, 886 nt
Organism: Cloeon dipterum
Lineage: Eukaryota; Metazoa; Arthropoda; Insecta; Ephemeroptera; Baetidae
Product: chymotrypsin-1-like
Exons: 7
Coding region: 75-821 (248 amino acids)
Biological process (GO): proteolysis
Molecular function (GO): serine-type endopeptidase activity
Source: RefSeq, a predicted model, not a curated record